This is a messenger RNA of Nelumbo nucifera (sacred lotus), 3701 nucleotides long. RefSeq names its product putative alpha,alpha-trehalose-phosphate synthase [UDP-forming] 9. Gene Ontology annotation, cellular component: cytosol. The record is from RefSeq and is a predicted model, not a curated record. Gene Ontology annotation, biological process: trehalose biosynthetic process. NCBI's taxonomy places the organism in Eukaryota, Viridiplantae, Streptophyta, Magnoliopsida, Proteales, Nelumbonaceae. Gene Ontology annotation, molecular function: trehalose-phosphatase activity.
CCAGCUCUGCUACCCUUACACGUUUGAAACAGAGAAAAGAGAGAGAAAAGUCGGUUACAAUUAGUAGAAGAAAAGCGAGGACGCCAUUUGAUGAAGUCGUCCGUCCGUCUUGACCGUUCACACCACCACCAGCACCACCGCUUGCUUCUUCCGUCCUUAUUACCAGGUCGGUCAUUCAGGCUUGUUUCUAAUCUGUAUUGCCGUCAGAACAGACAGAUCUUUCUUUUUUUUGUUUCUCUUUCGUUCUUAGUUUUCCCUUGUAGAGAUGAGAUUUAUGCUGAUUAUAUGUAAUACUCAUCGAUAACAAAACAGAAAUUGUUCGAUACCCAUACAUAAAUCUUUGAUACUCAGAUUAGUUUAGCUGCAAAAUAGGAUCUUUUCGUGUUAAAGUUUAGAUUUUGGUGUGUGAAAGAUGUUGUCCAAAUCUUGUGCGAAUUUAUUGAGUCUCGUUUCGUCCGGAGGAGAUUUUCCGAAAAUUGGUCGGACCCGGUUGCCGAGGGUCAUGACCGUGCCUGGGAUCAUCUCGGACUUCGACGGUGACGACGAUGAUGACCGGAGUGAUUGCGCGGCGUCGGAUGUUGUGUCAUCUGUUGCACAGGAGAGAAGAAUUAUUGUUGCGAAUCAGCUGCCUUUGCGGGUUCAGCGCGAUCCAGAGAGUAACAAAUGGUGUUUUGAAUGGGAUAAUGACGCGCUUGUAUUGCAACUCAAAGACGGGUUUUCGCCGGACGUCGAAUUUGUUUACGUUGGUUGCUUGAAGGCUGAAAUUGAUGCGUCGGAGCAAGACGAGGUGGCGCAGUUUCUUCUCGAGAAGUUCCAUUGUGUGCCUACGUUUUUGCCAUCUGACAUCCAGAAUAAGUUCUAUCAUGGGUUCUGUAAGCAACAUCUCUGGCCGCUGUUCCAUUACAUGUUGCCAAUCUCGCCUAACCAUGGCGCCCGUUUUGAUCGGGCUCUGUGGCAGGCGUAUGUAUCUGCUAACAAAAUUUUUGCAGAUAAGGUGAUGGAAGUGAUAAAUCCAGAUGAGGAUUACGUCUGGGUUCAUGAUUACCAUCUUAUGGUACUGCCCACGUUUCUAAGAAAAAGAUUUAAUCGAGUGAAGCUUGGGUUUUUCCUACACAGUCCUUUCCCCUCGUCGGAGAUUUACAGAACGCUGCCGGUGCGAGAUGAGAUUCUCCGGGCGCUGUUGAAUUCUGAUCUUAUUGGUUUCCACACGUUUGAUUAUGCUCGGCACUUCCUGUCUUGCUGCAGUCGGAUGUUGGGUCUAGAUUAUGAAUCCAAGCGGGGGUACAUUGGGCUUGAGUAUUAUGGCCGGACUGUGAGCAUUAAGAUCCUUCCAGUUGGAAUUCACAUGGGCCAGCUUGAUACUGUUCUGUCCCUCCCGGAAACUGCCAGGAAGGUCCAGGAACUGAAAGAAGAGUUUGAGGGGAAGACUGUGAUAAUCGGCGUUGAUGAUAUGGAUAUAUUCAAGGGCAUCAGCCUGAAGUUCUUGGCAAUGGGGCAGCUCCUGGAACAGCACCCUGAAUUGAAAGGGAAGGUGGUUCUGGUUCAAAUUGCAAACCCUGCUAGGAGCCAGAGUAAGGAUAUCCAAGAAGUUCAGGAUGAAACCCAUUUUAUAGCCAAAUCAAUCAAUGAAAAGUAUGGUAAGGACGGGUAUCAACCGAUUGUUUUCAUCAACCGCUUUGUUUCAACUCUAGAGAAGGCUGCAUUCUACGCCAUUUCUGAGUGCUGUGUUGUUAAUCCAGUAAGGGAUGGAAUGAACUUGGUCCCCUAUAAGUACACAGUUUGCAGGCAGGGAAGCCCUCUGCUAGACAAAGUGCUGGGAACAGAUGGGUCCAGCUCCCCAAGAAAGAGCAUCAUCGUUGUGUCUGAGUUCAUUGGGUGCUCUCCAUCCCUUAGUGGGGCCAUCCGGAUUAACCCAUGGAACAUUGAUGCUGUGUCUGAUGCCAUGAACUUGGCCAUCACCAUGCCAGAGGCAGAGAAACAAUUGCGCCAUGAGAAGCACUACAAGUACAUAAGUUCUCACGACGUUGCCUACUGGGCUCGGAGCUUUGAUCAAGACCUAGAGAGAGCUUGCCGAGAGCAUUUCAUUAAAAGGUGUUGGGGAAUUGGCUUUGGCUUGGGUUUCAGAGUUGUUGCUCUGGGUCCUAACUUCAGGAAGCUUUCAGUAGAGCACAUUGUCUCUGCAUAUAAGAAGACAAAUAGCCGACUGAUCCUUCUUGACUACGAUGGUACCAUGAUGCCGCAGACAUCUGUCGACAAAACUCCUGGCAAGGAAGUUAUUUCGGUGUUGAAUAGUUUAAGCAGUGACCCGAAGAAUGUUGUUUUUAUUGUGAGUGGCAGAGGGAAGGAUUCUCUCAGCAAAUGGUUUUCUCAGUGCGAGAAGCUGGGUAUUUCAGCAGAACAUGGCUACUUUACAAGGUGGAACAGAGAUUCUCCAUGGGAGUCCUGUUUAUUGGCAAUAGAUUUUGACUGGAAAAAGAUUGCUGAACCUGUAAUGGAACUUUACACAGAGACAACAGAUGGAUCUUCCAUUGAGCAUAAGGAGAGUGCCCUGGUCUGGCACCACCAAGAAGCUGACCCAGAUUUUGGGUCAUGCCAGGCAAAGGAGCUUCUUGACCACUUGGAGAAUGUGCUUGCCAAUGAGCCUGUGGUUGUUAAAAGAGGGCAACACAUAGUCGAAGUAAAACCACAGGGUAUAAGCAAGGGUGUGGUUGUUGAAAACCUUAUCUCAACCAUGUCAAGCAAGGGGAAGCCACCGGAUUUUGUAUUGUGCAUAGGGGAUGACCGGUCGGAUGAAGACAUGUUUGAGAGCAUUGAAAGAUGCAUCUCCAACCCAUCCAUCCUAUCUAGAGCUGAAGUGUUUGCCUGCACUGUUGGUCAGAAGCCAAGUAUGGCAAAGUACUAUCUUGAUGAUACUGUUGAGGUCAUCAAGUUGCUUCAAGGCAUUGCUACUGCAUCAAUCCAGCCACCAAAAUCUGCACAUCUUCAGGUUUCUUUUCAAGGUUCUCUUUGAUUUGGAUUAAAGUAUAAUAGAGAUGCUCCAAAAAUUCAUUAGUCUGAAUUGGCAUUACCUGUUGCAAGAUGAGGUGGGUGCAAGUUCGGAAUCAGUUGUCUAAAUUGCACUCUCUUCUCAGAUUGGAUGGAAAUAAGUUGGUCAUAAACGAGUGUUGAUAAGCACCUUUGUACAGGACGGUACAUACAUCAAGUUAAUAUGAAACAGAAUACAGGAAAGUUUCAUACUUAUUUCAUACUGUGGAGUCUGAACUCUGGCAUCUGUUCUAAAGAAUGAUCUACAGUUUCAAAAACCAGGGGGAGCUCUGCUUUCAGCCCAAAUUGUUGGAUCAAAAAUGUCUGGAAUGGAUACAGCAGACCAAUUGAGCAGGCAUUGCCUUUUGUCUCAAUUGGAAGAAACUAAACAUCUGUAGGUUGGAUGCUUGAUAAAGCUCAACAAACUAGCACAGAGAUGCCCCAAUUCGCAUUCCAUUUUCAUAUGUACAUAUAAGGAGUUGUUACCAUUUCCUUUUUAUUUAUUCCCUCUUGAUCAUAUUUUAGGACAUGUAAUCAGAAAUGGUGAGUGGAAUCAGCCUUAUGGCUUUCAUAAAAAAAAAAAUAGUAUUGAUGCCAUGAAAAGUCAGCCCUUUUAACUAUUUCUGGUAUAAGAGCCAUGGAUGGCCAUCUCUUUUAAAUCUAUGUUAUUUCAUCAA